UGGUAAUACGUUAUUGAUGUAUGAUUACGGACGUACCGGUGAAAGGUGUCGAUUUCUUCUUGAUAUCUUCGAGCAAAAGAAUUCGAGAAGAACGUUCGCCUCAAACCAAAUCCAUGAAGGAACUCUGUUCUUUGAAAAGAUGAACACCACUUAUUGUAGUAAAAUAGUUGCGAACGUUUAAUAAAAUACUUUAUUUCGAACGAAGGUAAGUUAAAUUAAAUUUACUUGUACUGUAUCGUGAGUAUUUUAUUUUUAAUUAUUACAGAGCGUAUUUUAAAUUAAAUAGAUACUUCUAUCAGAAAUAUAAAUCAUGGUUUAUUUACAAGCACUGUAAUUCUAAAUGCCACGCCUUCGAUGCCGAAAAUCCUCAACGCUGAAAUCCUCCAGCCACACAUUCUAAAUUCUUCCUUCCCACUUCACCCAUAUUCAACCCUCUUCCUCCACAUUCGUUACCCUACUGUACGCAUAUUGCGUAGGCGACGCAGAUCGUCGCAUGUGCCCCAAAAACCGGUGACACACUGUGCCCAAAUCGCUCGAGGCAAGAAUCCAGAAGGAAGGCCGUGAAACUAAUCCGUUUCGUUAGUCAGGUCACGUUCCCUUGCUUCGAACGAAAACAUUAUUUUUUCCGCGAUAGGACCUCGCAGGGCCGCAAUCUAUGUAGGCCAGUCGGCCCAACCGCAAUCGGAAGCCCGUAUGUCGACUGGCAACCAGACAGAGUUAGUGGUAUCACCUUCAGCGCCAAGGUCUCGACCCCCCACCCCCUGUCGUUCGUGUUAUCAUCGCCAGUCCGUCAUCGCGUACGAACUUGGCAUCUUUCUGUAUCGUAUUUGUUCACUGGACGUCGGCCGAGCGAUACGAACCGAGAGGAAAGGUUUUCUCUCCCUUUUUCCACUCUCUCCGCAAGGGUGAAAGGUUCACGAACCGUGAGGAAGAAUCGGCACACACGCCUCGCGGAGAACUGAGAAAGCCACUGGGCGACGAUAUCGAUCGUUAUUAGGCUUUUAUUAGACGGAAGUGUUGUCGAUGGCGCGCAGAGGGUACAUCUACACGGGGGGUCGUGUUAACUUAAGUGAAAAUAUCACCGAGAGGUCCGUCAGGGGCUGACCACCUCCUUUGCCUUAAUUCCCGCGCGAUCUGUCACAGAGUCUGAUCGCGCUGCUCCCAGAGGCAGGAUGCUCUUCUCGUUCUCCGGCUUCGUCCCGAGAUCCGAAGAGGUCUGCGUUGAACGCUGCGCGUAUUCGAGACUGGUCGACGGUACCUGGAUCGUGCCGGAGUGCUUAAAAGAAAAAGGGACAAUUACUUCUGUCAACAAAUUUUUGACGUCGUUACCAGCGAAGUUCGAAGACGUAUCAGAGGAAGGACGUUCGGAGCGAGACCGUUGGGAAACUAUCGGAUAGCUGUCGCAGGAAUGCGAAACACGUUCUGUGAACUAUAACUUUCCCAAGUUUGAUAACCGAUUGACCGGAAGCGUUUAAGCGACGGACCGGAUGCCGCGAUAUCGCCCGGAUAAUGGUAUCAUUAAUGUCGUCGUUUGCCACGCGAGACACGGUGAAUUAGAGUGCGGUUGCUGCUGAAACUAUGCCAUCGUCGGCUAGUACGUCUUAAGGUUCUUUUUUCUCGUGGACAGUAUUGAGUGUUUCUCUUAGAGGAUCAGUUAAAAAACGAUGACUGUGUAUGAGUGCUUUGUUCGAUCUUACUUGUGUAUUACCACUUUGCUCUUGAAAGGUGACUUAAUUUUCAAAUCUCGAAUUAGUUUAAUCAAAGCUUAGCAUUCGUGGCAGUAGAAUGCUAAGGAAGCAUCUCGAGUUGCUGGUAGAUACCAGAAAAAAGCCUUCGAGUGCAAAGGGUUAAUAGACGAAGAAGUGAUAAAGGUUCACGAUGGAGGCGCGUGAAAAGUCCAUCGAAUGGGCCCUGCUGUUCCCCUUGAAGGCAGGCCUCUUCGCCAUGAAGUCGUCCUUGUCGUCCAAGAGCGUGAAUCGCGAGAAGGACAGACUAUCCAAGAAGAAUCUGCUCCCCAGCCCUAGAAUACGUCGAGGCUCCUCAUUGUCCGAUUUGGACAAGCUGCAGAGCAAGCCAGUCCUCCCGGAUGUGGUGAGAUCCACGGAGAAAUGCUCCGAAUCUCUUCCCCACUCGCCAGCCUUCUCGAGGACGAACCUUCAGCUGGGGAAUCUUUACGUCAGGGGCAGCAUAGGCGACCUGAUGAAUAUGAAGAAAUACGGCGCGUCCACGUGGAGCGUGAGAAGUGAGAGUCUGAUCGCCAAAGCUGUGCCUCUAAGCACGGUGACCCCUAGGCACAGCCCGCCGUUUGAAAAGAGCGUCGAGGAUCUUGAAGACGAGCUCCAGGAUGAGUGCCAUGUCCCCGGGAAGCCUUUAACCUGCGCUCAAAGAACGCAGAGGCUCAGCAAACUCAUCAAGAAGCAGAGACGCAUGAUGGUCUUCAGCCCCAAGACCCUGCAGCGUGAUCUUGUAAGUGGAGGCUGGAGGAACCUUUUGAAUUCUAUUCUUGUGUCUGGAGAUGGAGAUUGUAAUUAAUUUCGAUCGUAAGAUUGAGUACUAUUUUUG
Hylaeus anthracinus is the source of this 2562-nucleotide messenger RNA. RefSeq lists its product as uncharacterized. The transcript has a single exon. Bases 1879 to 2532 code for a protein of 217 amino acids. NCBI's taxonomy places the organism in Eukaryota, Metazoa, Arthropoda, Insecta, Hymenoptera, Colletidae. The record is from RefSeq and is a predicted model, not a curated record.